This is a messenger RNA of Anopheles marshallii, 924 nucleotides long. RefSeq names its product caspase-1-like. The transcript is spliced from 2 exons. Gene Ontology annotation, cellular component: cytoplasm. Bases 1 to 924 code for a protein of 307 amino acids. The record is from RefSeq and is a predicted model, not a curated record. Gene Ontology annotation, biological process: apoptotic process; proteolysis. NCBI's taxonomy places the organism in Eukaryota, Metazoa, Arthropoda, Insecta, Diptera, Culicidae.
AUGAAUGUGUUAGAGUCUGGCGAAUCUGACGAUGUGGACAACAAUAGUCGAAUUUUGGCCCAAGCGUCGUGCGUUUCCGACAUCUUUUGCUCAUCGGUAGUGCAUGGCGUUGAGAUUGUCGACGAUGCGCAUUACGAUAUGCGGCACGAACAGCGAGGAGUAGCAGUGAUUUUCAAUCAGAAGAAUUUUUUUCACCAAAACCAACGCCAAGGCACCGACGUGGACUGUGACAACAUGCAGCAAGUGCUGAGCGAGCUACAGUUUGAGGUGCGUGUGCAUAAGGACUUAAUGGUGCAAGAAAUAAUGGAAGUGCUGAACGGGCUGGCAGAGGAGAAUCACAAGCACCGCGACUGUUUGCUGGUGGUGAUGAUGACACACGGUCAGGAUAAUGUUUUGCAUGCGAAAGAUCGCACUUUUCGCGUUGAUCGUUUGUGGGAAAAUUUCAUCGGCAGGGCGUGUCCCACUCUGCUCGGCAAACCGAAGCUGUUCUUCAUACAAGCGUGCCGCGGAGAUAACGUGGAUAAAGGCGUUCGUCUGAAUCAGUCCAUCCAACAAGCGGCACGCACGGUUGCAUCAGGCACGGCAAGAGAAUUGCCGCAACCGACCGUACGACCGGGUAGAGCGAAGUCGAUCCAGUAUGCCAUUCCAUCGAUGGCCGAUUUGCUGGUGAUGUACUCCACCUACAAAGGGCAUUACUCGUGGCGCAACACUCACCAGGGGUCUUGGUUUAUUCGGGCACUUUGCGAUGAGCUACGCACGCACGGCAACACCAAACAACUGCUGCAACUAUUGACCGCGGUUUCGCGCAAAGUAGCGUUCGAAUUUCAAUCCGUCGUACCCGGCGAUGAGGUUUUGAACAGCAGAAAACAAAUGCCUUGCAUUGUUUCGAUGCUUACGAGAAUUGUAUAUUUUCCUAGGAAAUAA